Molecule: messenger RNA, 3291 nt
Organism: Ustilago hordei
Lineage: Eukaryota; Fungi; Basidiomycota; Ustilaginomycetes; Ustilaginales; Ustilaginaceae
Product: putative MSH1 - DNA mismatch repair protein, mitochondrial
Exons: 1
Coding region: 1-3291 (1096 amino acids)
Biological process (GO): mismatch repair
Cellular component (GO): nucleus
Molecular function (GO): ATP binding; ATP-dependent DNA damage sensor activity; mismatched DNA binding
Source: RefSeq, a predicted model, not a curated record
AUGCGGCCGACCACAUUCGCAGGUGUGGCCCGAGCUUCACGUACGAUCUGCGACAUUCACUGCGAUGUUGCAACAUCUUCCAGAGUCACCCUGUCCAGCUACUCUCUCCUAACAUGCCGUUCGCAAAGAGCCAUCGAUGCAAGUCGGCUGGCGACUGCGAUGAGCAGGUCCUUCUCAAUCCAUCCAAGAAGGUGCAAUAAGAAGCAAAGUGAAGAAGCACUUGCUGAGGGCUCGGCAUCAACAACAGCACCAGUAACGAAACGCAGAACGAAAAGAAGCACCACAGUGGCAUACGAUUCAAUGUCAACACAGAUACUGGGUGCCGAUGGAAAGCCGCUCUCUGCGCUGUCACCCCUAAUACCGCCAGCUACAAGAAAUAGAAGGACCAAAGCUCGCAUCAAGCCUGUAUCGCCUCCAGCUAGCGAUGCAGACACCACCACCAUCGGUUCUACUGGAGCCACAAAGCACGCUUCUGAUCCUGCUCCGACUUCGGACUUGGAGCCUUCUCCCCGCUGGCCACCCUUGGCAGCCUCUGUUCUAUCCGACAUGGCCCGAUUCCCCUCAACCAUCCUCCUUACCCGAGUUGGCGGUUUUUACGAAUCCUACUUCCACCAAGCCCCCCUCCUUUCCUCCAUCCUCUCCAUCAAGCUCGCAAUCCGUAAAUGGGGAGGUCAAGAAGUUCCCAUGGCCGGAUUCCCCGUCUUUCAGCUCGAGAAAUACCUCAAAAUCUUAGUUCUAGAGAAAAACCUCCUCGUGGCUAUCUCGGAAGAGUUUAGGGAGCAUGGGGAGAUUGUGAGGAGGGUGAACAGAGUGGUUAGCCCGGGUACGCUGAUUGAUGAGAAGUUUUUGGAUCCUUUCCAGAAUAAUUUCAUUGUUGGAGUGAGUGCGGAGGUGAAGGGGGGAGGGGAGGAACAGGGAGAUGGAAGACUUAGGUUUGGUAUAGCGUGGUUAGAUGUGGGUACUGCGGAUUUCAAUACGGCGGUGUGUGAAGAUUUGAAGAGUUUGAGGGAUGAACUUGCAAGGAUUGGGGGGAGGGAGGUGGUUGUUGAUGCUAGUACUAUCGAUGUUGAAGGCCUUGAAGCUGCCAAUCACACACAGGAUACAACAUCUUCAACAGUGGAAGAUGUUGCAGAGAGACAGGAUAGGGUAAAGCUAGACAUACGAGACCUAGUCACGGAUCCUUCUGUCUACAUUUCCCAUUUCCAACCCCCUCCUCCCUCGUCAGACACCUCAGAAUCCACCACUCCACUCCCACCUCCAUCUGUAGAGAUGGACCCCCUAGAAUCGCUCACAGUCCAAUCCCUAAUCUCCUACCUCCGCACACGUCUCCUUUCCCCCACAACCUCAACCCUAUUCUCAUCCCUCACCCUCACUUCCCCCUCCCACCAAGCUCUCUCAUCAUCAAUGCAAAUCGACGCGCACACCCUAGCCGCACUCGAGAUCCGCUCUACCUCCAACACCACCUCCACCCGCGGCUCUCUUUUAUCUACCAUCCGACGCACCGUAUCCAAAGGUGGGGCUCGAUUACUGACUCAGUGGUUAUGCAAUCCUUCCACAUCUCUCUCCACUAUUGAAGCUCGGUUGGAUUUGGUGGAGUUAUUACUGAAGCGGAAAGAGCUGAGGGAGGAUCUAAGGGGAGUACUAAGGCAAGGUGCGGGAGAUGUGAGUAGAGUGCUACAAAAGUUGAUUACGAGGAGAAACGACGAACAGGAUUUGUUGGAGGUAAGGGAUUCUAUUGGUGCUAUGAACCGGGUUAAGGAGCUCAUGGCAACAGAGAUGGGCUUUAUGCAAGAAGGGAGUAAAGAGAAAGGAGUGUUGCAGGGGCUGUGUGAGAAAUUCAACGAUCUUAGUGAUUUGGCGGCAAAGCUGGGGGAUGCGAUAGAUGAGAGGGUGAUAGCUGCUAGAUUGGAGAGGCAAGAGAAUCUGGCUCAUGAAGUUGAAGGUGUUGCUUCUGAUCUCAGGGAGAGUAGUGCUUCUGCUCGUUCGAAGAUCCGCAAUUUAGGCUCUAAGUCCAACAAAACUCAACAAGAGGAGGAAUGGGAAGAGGGAUUGUGGGGCGACUCUUUUGAACAUCUUAUUCGACCUUCUUCUUCCAAGCUCCUAACCUCUCUCACCCGUCAGUAUCAGUCCCUGCGACGUAGCGCUUUUCGGUUUGAAAAGGAUUUUCAGAGUACGUAUGGAGGAGAUUUUAUCUCACUCCGCUUCGUGAUGGGGCAAGGAUAUGUGAUCCAUUCUCGUGGGAAAGCCCUUCCUUCUACCCCACCCAAUGCUUCGACUGAGGGGGAAGGGGAAGAUUUGACGGUGCACAUCGCGGGGAAGAAUCGCAGCACACACACCUAUUACUCCUCCCUCUGGUCAUCUCUCGGAUCUCGCCUGGACCAAGCAGCGAAAGAAAUUUCGGCUGUGGAAGCGAUCGAACUCGAAACCCUCCGACAAUCCGUUCUCACCCACUCCAGCCGGCUUCGAACCAACGCCAAACUUCUCGAUCAAAUCGAUGUACUGCUAGGCUUUUCUCAAGCUGCAGAGGAGUACUCCCUCUCGAGGCCCAUAUUGGAUGAUUCGACUGACAUGAACAUCCUGUCCGCCCGUCAUCUCAGUGUUGAGCUGGGAUUGCUGGAAAGGGGAAGAUUGUUCACACCUAACUCCCUCUCCCUCACCUCCCCAGCCCCUCAAGGAGCAGGAGGAAAGGUUCAUGUAAUCACAGGCCCGAACAUGGGCGGAAAAUCCACUUUCCUCCGAUCCAUAGCACUCCUCACAAUCCUUGCUCAAUGCGGAUCAUUCAUCCCCGCCCUCCCCAACUCCCGUCUUGGCCUAGUCGACCGCAUCUUCACCCGAAUUGGCGCAAAUGACGACGUGUUUCGCGACAGAUCAACCUUCAUGGUCGAAAUGUCCGAAGUUGGGGAGAUACUAAACAGAGCAACAGAAAAGUCCCUGGUGAUAGCAGAUGAAAUCGGAAGAGGAACAAGUAAUUUAACGGGAAUAGCGGUCGGGUUUGCAACGUUGAAAACGUUAAGGGAGAGAGGGUGUAGGACUUUAUUCGCUAGUCAUUUUUAUGAGAUUUGCGAUUUGGUACAAUCGCAGGAGGAUGUGAAGGAGGGGGUGGAGUUUUGGGCUACAGAUGUGGAAGAAACCGAGGUGGGAGGGAUUGUUUAUUCUCAUGUGUUGAGACCGGGAGUGAAUAGGGAGAGUUAUGGAUUGCAGGUUGCUAGGUUGGCGAGGUUGCCUGAUUCGACGCUCAAGAUUGCUGAAGAGACACUUGCUUCGCUCAAAGCUAAGACUGGCCAGCCCUAG